This is a messenger RNA of Cercocebus atys (sooty mangabey), 4616 nucleotides long. It is a transcript of the gene AGTR2, whose product is annotated as angiotensin II receptor, type 2. The transcript has 5 exons. Gene Ontology annotation, molecular function: angiotensin type II receptor activity. Gene Ontology annotation, cellular component: membrane. Lineage: Eukaryota; Metazoa; Chordata; Mammalia; Primates; Cercopithecidae. The coding region runs from base 265 to 1356 and encodes 363 amino acids. Gene Ontology annotation, biological process: regulation of apoptotic process; inflammatory response; blood vessel diameter maintenance. The record is from RefSeq and is a predicted model, not a curated record.
AGCUGGCAAGUGUUCAUAAGUCAGCCCUAGAAUUAUGUAGGUUGAAGGCUCCCAGUGGACAGACCAAACAUAUAAGAAGGAAACCAGAGAUCUGGUGCUAUUACGUCCCAGCGUCUGAGAGAACGAGUAAGCACAGAAUUCAAAGCAUUCUGCAGCCUUAAUUUUUAAGGAGUGUGUUUAGGCACUAAGCAAGCUGAUUUAUGAUUACUGCUUUAAACUUCAACAACCAAAGGCAUAAGAACUAGGAGCUGCUGACAUUUCAAUAUGAAGGGCAACUCCACCCUUGCCACUACUAGCAAAAGCAUUACUAGCAGUCUUCACUUCGGGCUUGUGACCAUCUCUGGCAACAAUGAGUCUACCUUGAACUGUUCACAGAAACCAUCAGAUAAGCAUUUAGAUGCAAUUCCUAUUCUCUACUACAUUAUAUUUGUAAUUGGAUUUCUGGUCAAUAUUGUUGUGGUUACACUGUUUUGUUGUCAAAAGGGUCCUAAAAAGGUUUCUAGCAUUUACAUCUUCAACCUUGCUGUGGCUGACUUACUCCUUUUGGCUACUCUUCCUCUCUGGGCAACCUAUUAUUCUUAUAGAUAUGACUGGCUCUUCGGACCUGUGAUGUGCAAAGUUUUUGGUUCUUUUCUUACUCUGAACAUGUUUGCAAGCAUUUUUUUUAUCACCUGUAUGAGUGUUGAUAGGUACCAAUCCGUUAUCUACCCCUUUCUGUCUCAAAGAAGAAAUCCCUGGCAAGCGUCUUAUAUAGUUCCCCUUGUUUGGUGUAUGGCCUGUUUGUCCUCAUUGCCAACAUUUUAUUUUCGAGAUGUCAGAACCAUUGAAUACUUAGGAGUGAAUGCUUGCAUUAUGGCUUUCCCACCUGAGAAAUAUGCCCAAUGGUCAGCUGGGAUUGCCUUAAUGAAAAAUAUCCUUGGUUUUAUUAUCCCUUUAAUAUUCAUAGCAACAUGCUAUUUUGGAAUUAGAAAACACUUACUGAAGACGAAUAGCUAUGGGAAGAACAGGAUAACCCGAGACCAAGUCCUGAAGAUGGCAGCUGCUGUUGUUCUGGCCUUCAUCAUUUGCUGGCUUCCCUUCCAUGUUCUGACCUUCCUGGAUGCUCUGGCCUGGAUGGGUGUCAUUAAUAGCUGUGAAGUUAUAGCAGUCAUUGACCUGGCACUUCCUUUUGCCAUCCUCCUGGGAUUCACCAACAGCUGCGUUAAUCCAUUUCUCUAUUGUUUUGUUGGAAACCGGUUCCAACAGAAGCUCCGCAGUGUGUUUAGGGCUCCAAUUACUUGGCUCCAAGGGAAAAGAGAGAGUAUGUCUUGCCGGAAAAGCAGUUCUCUUAGAGAAAUGGAGACCUUUGUGUCUUAAACCUGAGAGCAAAAUGCAUGUAACCAACAUGGCUACUUGCUUUGAGGCCCGCCAGAAUUAUUUUAAGUGGUUUUAAUUAAAUAAUACAUUUUCCCCUAAUCUAAUCUUUUCUGAAUCUUCUGAAACCAAAUGUAACUAUGUUUUAUCGUCCAGUGACUUUCAGGAGUUGCCCAUUGUUUUUCUGAUAUGUUUAUACAAGAUUGUCAUUGGUGAGACAUAUUUACAACCUAGAAGUAACUGGUGAUAUAUCUCAAAUAGUAAUUAAUGAUAGAUUGUGAAUAAUGAUUUGGGGUUUCAGAGUUCUCUUUGAAACAUGCUUGUGUUUCUUAGUGGGGUUUUAUAUCCAUUUUUAUCAGGAUUUCCUCUUGAACCAGGACCAGUCUUUCAACUCAUUGCAUCAUUUACAAGACAACAUUGUAAGAGAGAUGAGUACUUCUAAGUUGAGUAUAUUAUAAUAGAUUAAUACUGGAUUAUUCAGGCUUUAGGCAUAUACUUCUUUAAAAAGGCUAUAAAUUAUAUUCCUCUUGCAUUUCACUUGAGUGGAAAUUUAUAGCUAAUCUAUAAUUACAUAUUGAGUAGGGCUAGAAAUAUAGAUUAAAUCAUACUCCUAUGUUUUAGCUUAUUUUUACAGUUAUAGAAAGUAAAAUGUACUGUAACAUAGAAUUGCAAUCAAUGAUAUUUGUGUGUUCACUAAACUCUGAAUAAGCACUUUUUCUAAAAAAAAAUCUUUCUAUUCAUUUUAAUGAAUGUUUAAAGGUUGCUAUUUUCUCUGAUACUUUUUUGAAAUCAAUAAACACUGUGUAUUGUUAUAAAAUGUAAAGGUUACUUUUUACAUCCUUGACUUUUUAGAUGUGGUGCUUUGAUAUACAGGACACUGAUUUGAUUUUUAUUAUUAAUGCUUUCGUUCUGGGUUGUUUCCUAAAAUAUCUGGGUGGCUUUAAAAAAAAACUCUUUAACUUGUAACAAACCCUUAACUGGCAUAGGAAAUGGUAUCCAGAAUGGAAUUUUGCUACAUGGGGUCUGGGUGGGGGGUGAAGAGACCCAGUCAAUUACAUGUUUGGUACCAAGAAAGGAACCUGUCAGGGCAGUGCAAUGUGACUUUGAAAAUAUACACCAUGGGGGUAAUUUUACCCUAUAUCUGUAAACACUAUUUGUUUCAGAAUCUGUAUGAUUGUGUAGAGUUGUUUUAAACCAAUUGCAGGUCUAGAUAUCUCCUUCUCAACACUAUUAAAGCUCCUAAAUUAGAGGAGUGCCUAAAACUGAGUUACCUAAAGUUUACUUACACUAAAGUAUGAAUAUUAAUUUUAGAAAUUUGAGACUUCAUUCUGUACCAGCCCUCUAUAAUAACAGGUUAUCUAGGACCUUCCUCUGAGGUAGGUCUAAAUACUGAUCUCUGAGUUGGAACUGAUGUUUUGGGGGCUCAGCAUCUCUGCCAGGUUCCAGGAUUAUAGACAGAAGAAUCCUGUCAUACCACUUUCUGAAAAAGUCCUAAUUUCAUGUAAUCCUUUUAUUUUCAGUAAAAACAAAUAACUAAAUGUAUAACCAACUAUGAUGUCAUGUUUUAAAUAAUUUUGUAAAACAUCUCAUAUAAAUAAAAUUUUUAAUUGGAAGAAAUCUGUGCUUUUUAAAAAUUUUUUAAACUACUUCUAAGUAUAUAUUCUUACCUUCACUUGUAUUUGUAUCCUCCAUUUUAUCUCUACUGAUACUCCUUAGUUUCAGCUCUGAUUAUUACUCACUUGGCUUCUUGCCAUACUGUUCAAGUCUUCCUCUCUUGAGUAUUCUGCCAUAAUUUCCCAUUAGCUAUGAAAGCAAAAUCCAACUUUCCUUGAGUCUGGAAGACCUUGUGAGAUGUGACUCUUCCUAGUCUUUCUGGACUUUUUCUCUCUGUCACCCUUCUUCAAACCCUAUGUUUAAGCACCAAAAAGUGACUUAAUGCUUUUUAAAGCCUAAUGCCCUUUCAUGCCUCUCUGCUGUUGUUCACACAGCUCUGUCUUCCUAAACACCCCUCCAAUAAUUCUCACCUCCUCAGGGCUUCACAUUCAACUGAUGAAAACCUGCUCAACUUUCAACAUUCAGCUCAUGCUAUUUCCUCUACCAUAAUAAUAAUAAUUAUACUAAUUAUAACACUACACCCCUAGAAUUUCCCUUAAUGAACAGAAUUACUUCUCUAGUUAUUGGGAUGUUAAGCCUGACUUCUGCUUUUAUAGAAGCCCAAUGUUGAACCCUGAGUAGUAGCCUCCAAGUGGUUUUUCUUGGGACUAAGAAGAAAUGCCAGUUGAGAGGAUGGUACAAGAAUGUGUGAACUCUUGCUUUAGGAAUGUAUGUACAAAGGUGUACUUGUCCGCUUUUCUCUUUGAAAAUGUAAAUUUCGGGUAAGCUUCUCAGAUAACAAAUGAAAAUGUUUUUCUUCUCAUUUGGCCACUUUUCAAGGUAUUAUGCAAUAUCCUUUCCUUUUCAUGGCCCCACCUUUUCUCAACUCACCGAACACAAUGCCUGGGAAGCAUAUAACAACAACAACAGGAAUCUGAGGCUGGGAAACUGUCUGAUGUCCUCACAUAUCAACAAGAGAAAACUCCAAACUUGACAAGAAACCUAAGCUCAAUACACCGAUGUGUACAGAAUACAGUUGGCACAAACCCAUUUGCCUGAAAAAUUGGAACCAUCAAACUGUUGUGAAGCCCUGAUAUUUCCAGCUAUAGCCUUCCUUCACCUAUUUACAUUCAUAUAACAAAAAUGUACAUGGAAGUGAUUACCAAAAAAUUACAAAAAAAAUCUUCUACUCCAACUAUUUGUGAUGUCCUAACAGCUUGAAACAUUUGUGAAUAACAGAUUUGAAAUGACACUUUUUCUAUCUCCUAGAAAAAAGCAAAACUAUGCCUCAUUGUAUAUGCUGUUAUCUAUUCUUAUGGACUGAAUUACAACCUUCCUUCACACCCAAAAUUCAUAUAUUCAAUCCUCAAACCCCAAUGUAAUGAUAUUUGGAAACUUUUUGAGGUACUUAAGGUUAAAUGAUGUCAUAAAGGUGAAGUCUUAAUCUGAUAGGAUAGUAAUCUUGUAAGAAAAAAAAAGAUACCUCUGUCUCUCUCUUCACACAUUCACAAUGAGAAAAGGUUAUGUGAGUAUAUAGCAAGAAAGAAGCCAUCUGCAAGACAGAAAGAGAAUCCUCCAAACAUGCUGGCAUGCUAAUUUUAAACUUUCAGUCUCCAAAACUGUGAGAAAAUAUAUUCUGUUGUUUAAGUGACUCAGUCUGUGGUAUUUUG